Morchella importuna is the source of this 2010-nucleotide messenger RNA. RefSeq lists its product as uncharacterized. The transcript has 2 exons. Lineage: Eukaryota; Fungi; Ascomycota; Pezizomycetes; Pezizales; Morchellaceae. The record is from RefSeq and is a predicted model, not a curated record. The coding region runs from base 1 to 2010 and encodes 669 amino acids.
AUGCUAAUGUCAGGUGUAGGAAUAGCUGUUAGAAAACGGGUGGAGAGUUCUCAAACACUUGCCAAAGCUUCAAUAAUCAUUGACGAAGCCUGCCGUAUUGCACAAUAUAUCUCUGAACUCUCCGCAAUGGGUCUCCCUACUUCGUACCAGCUAUCCCUGGUACUCAUGUUGAUGAUUGUGGGGGUAUUUCAUAUAUGCCUCGGGUCCCCAAUACCGCAAAGUAGUUCAGAUGGCACCGAGUCGGACCCAAAUGCCACCCCACCCGCUGGCGACGGCCUCAAUACUGUCGAUGCUGGCGCACUAGGGAUUGUUACUUGGCACGCGGAACCAAAAGGCCGCGGCACCAUUGGAAUUCUUGUUAGUUGUUCAGCGACAUAUAUCUUCUGUAUCUGGACCAGUAUCCAUCCCAACAUCAUGCCGGAAACUUCAAAGAUCUGCCGACUAUUCUACAAGACUGUGCUCAUGUUCGUUUCGAUAGUGCUUCCGCCGGGUAUAAUGGUUUGCGCGAUGGGUGAACUCUAUGAUGCAUAUAGGGUCCGGAAAGCAUGGAACGAAAUGAGGAAGACCUGGCACAAGGAGAAAAAGAUUACGGCGAUAGACGAGAGCAACGAGCUAGGAAUGUACGGAGCAUUCUUUGUCGUCAUGGGGGGUUUCGUCGUGCAGAGAAUGACAUUAGAAAAGGAUGCAAAGGGGAAGGUUGUCGAGCCUCGCCCUGUACCGUCGACAGGAAGGGUCGGUAGUCCAAUGUCUUUCUUGUCCGGUGCUGGCUCUCUACCGAGCAAGGCGAUCGAGAUACCGAAGUCCGAAAUCCAAGAGAUAGCUCCAAUUACAAGCAACCCUUUGUCUACGUCGACCCCUUCUGUUUCACGCGCGGAAACAGGAAUAUCGGGACGUCCGGAUACUACGAUGGAGGUCUACUGGACUAUUCUCACCCCUGAAGGCUUCAUCGAGUACGUGAAAGAGGGCCGUAUAACACCAGCCUCCUUCGACAAGCGUUCUAUGGACGACAAAGGCAAAGCGAACAUGAUUGCAAAAUUGUUCGCAUUCCUCCAGGCACUGUGGUUGAUUGUGCAAGCGUUCGCACGCUGGGGCGAUAAACGUCGCCUGCCAUUGUCCCUACUCGAGGUACACGUGAUCAUACAGGUUGUUUGCACAUCAGUUAUAUACGCCUGCUGGUGGAAAAAGCCACUGGAUAUCUCUGAGCCAAUCGUGAUAGAAUUUGUGAAAGGAGUAUUUCCAUAUAUCACUGACCAAGAAAAGCUCGACCAAGCACUUGCCUCAAGCAAGGCCUCCGUCCAGAAAGCCAACGAGGCUCGCGAAGCGGCGCUUGCCGAGAAGCAGAAACCUGCAUCGGAAUCCCCCCGCUACAUAACGACGAAAAAGCCAACUUCAGACUUUGUCGCAGUCAUGAUAAAGGCAAUCUUUGAUAUCACCAAACACAUUUACUCAACCAAGAAUGAGUGGUAUGGCAUAGUGGCAGUGAUAGUGGAAGGGAUUCUUGUUAUGGUUGUGGGAGUGCUGCAUAUCAUCGUCGCAGUGGGAUACGACAAGAAAAGCUCAGCCCAAUACCCGACAGAGGCGGAGGCAAUCCUAUGGAUCAUUUCCUGCGGAGGGAUGAUUGUGCUUCCAUUUCUUGUGGUAUUCAUCGACCUCUGUACCAGGUACGAGAGGGACCUAUUUCGCAUUCUCUGGGAGGCUCCUUACAUGAUUGAGGGGAGUACGGGCGACCGGAGUAAGAGUCGGCGUUCGCUCAUACCAUAUACUUUCAGAGAAAUGCAUAAGAUGUGCGCAAAACGUGUAGACCCGGAUCCAAACAAGCCCAGAUCAUCAUUUUCCCGAGUUCUCUUGCUGGUCUGGCACUACUUUCUUCUCUCGACAUGUAUCUUUUUCAUCACCCUUACUUUCGCUUGUUCAAUCUACUUUACCAUUGACUCAUAUAUUGGCUUGCGGAGAGCAACGGACGAAUUAUUUGAAACUCCGCUGUGGAUAGACUUCUGGCCGCAUCUAUGA